ACGGCGGGCUAAAUUGGUAAUAAGCCAUUAUCGGUGAGGGUAAAAUUGUAAACUUGGACCCUCUGGUCUGAUAAGUGAAGGCUUCUAUCGUGAUGGGAGGGUUGCCCGGCGGCCGACGAUGGCGAUUAGCGCGACGGCGGCGAUUUCUUCGGUCGUGUCGAGGAAUAUUCUUCUGCCAGCUUCUGCUUGGAGAGGGAGGUUCUGUGGGUGUACUGGUCCUGUGCGACAGUUAGUCUCCAGGCACUUCCGUUUCGGGAAGAUUUACCAACAGCGGAGAUUUAAUGGUGUGAGGAGGAGCUUGAGGUGUGCGUCAACUGCGUCUGUGGAUGUCAGCACUGUUUCUUCGAGCUGUAGUUCUGAGAAUAGCUAUCCUCCAUAUGAUCGCCUUCUUCCUUGCCCCUCCCAAAAUGGAGCUCCGAGAGUAGAACACUUAGUUGUUUCAAAAGAUGGACCUGUUCUGGAGUACAUUAGUGAAGCGUUGUAUUUACCGUCCCAGUUUGUUGCAGAUCUCAUUCAUUUUGGAGCUGUAUUUUAUGCCCUUGUGUGCCCCGACCCUCCUCCAACUGCCACUCCCGAGCAAAUCAGAGUUUUCAAAGAAUAUACCGAUCCAUCAGUUCUGAAAAAAAGAUCGUCCAUUAAAGGGAAAACAAUACGCGAAGCAAAAAAGACUUUCCGAAUAACCCAUGGUGAUGAGUAUCUUGAAGCUGGAACUUACUUAAGGGUGCAUGUACACCCAAAACGAUUUCCAAGAUGCUAUAAGAUUGACUGGAGAUCUCGAGUUAUUGCUGUGACUGAAGACUAUGUAGUUUUGGACAAACCCGCGGGUACAUCAGUUGGAGGAACCACAGACAACAUUGAAGAAAGUUGUGCAACUUUUGCAACUCGGGCCUUGGGCUUGGAGGCUCCACUGAGAACUACUCACCAGAUCGAUAAUUGUACAGAGGGCUGUGUUGUGUUAGCAAGAACAAAGGAGUACUGCUCAGUUUUUCAUGGCAAAAUAAGGGAGAAAAAUGUAAAGAAGCUUUAUCGUGCACUUGCUGCUGCUCCUGUGCCAAUCGGAGUGAUAACACACUACAUGCGACCUAUUAAUAUAGCGCCUCGACUUGUUUCAGAAGAUUUAGUUAGCGGUUGGCACCUGUGCCAGCUCGAGGUCUUAGAUUGCCGGGAGGUUCCCUGGCCGAGUAAAUCGAUCGAAGAGGAGAAUGGUAUUGAGGACAGUGGAUGGCCGAGUAAAGAUUUUGCUUACGAGUGUACAAUCAAUCUUUUGACAGGCCGGACGCAUCAGAUUCGUGUGCAACUGGCUGCUUGUGGAGCCCCUCUAGUUGGCGACACGAUGUAUAUGCCAGCAGCCAUAGCCGAGUCAGGAAACUCCGGGGUGAACCCGUUUGGCAAGAAUAAGAAAGAGUUUAGCACCGACUGUGCUAAAGCAGUAGCUGUCGAAGAAUGGAUUGCUCAACACGGAAAGGAACCGAGCAUUGCCAUUGGCCUCCAAGCUAGUCACAUUUCAUGGGAUGAUAAUGGACAUCACUCUUUCGAGGCUGGAUCACCGUGGUGGCGAGAAAUACACCACCAAACAUAGGGACGAAGAGGUCAUUUGGCAUCGAAAGAGGCUUAG
Messenger RNA from Andrographis paniculata, 1615 nucleotides. Its product is annotated as RNA pseudouridine synthase 6, chloroplastic. The record is from RefSeq and is a predicted model, not a curated record. Gene Ontology annotation, molecular function: pseudouridine synthase activity; RNA binding. The transcript is spliced from 9 exons. Gene Ontology annotation, biological process: pseudouridine synthesis. Bases 119 to 1579 code for a protein of 486 amino acids. NCBI's taxonomy places the organism in Eukaryota, Viridiplantae, Streptophyta, Magnoliopsida, Lamiales, Acanthaceae.